This is a messenger RNA of Erinaceus europaeus (western European hedgehog), 2514 nucleotides long. RefSeq names its product G protein subunit gamma 4 (gene GNG4). The record is from RefSeq and is a predicted model, not a curated record. The transcript has 3 exons. Gene Ontology annotation, cellular component: heterotrimeric G-protein complex. The coding region runs from base 208 to 435 and encodes 75 amino acids. Gene Ontology annotation, molecular function: G-protein beta-subunit binding. NCBI's taxonomy places the organism in Eukaryota, Metazoa, Chordata, Mammalia, Eulipotyphla, Erinaceidae. Gene Ontology annotation, biological process: G protein-coupled receptor signaling pathway.
CGCGGCCCGGAGACCCCGGGGCGGGCGGGGCGCGGGCAGGUCCUUCCCUCCGCGAAGUGCGUGAAGCGAGGCGCUAGCAGAGCCCGAGCGUCCGCCCGCGGGGCGAUGCCGCUGGUUCUGGCCGGUCCCCGCAUGCCCCGCGCCGGAGACAAAGCCCGCGCCUGAGCCGCACCCUCAGCCUGCGCGCCCCGCUCCGGGGGCAGCAGAAUGAAAGAGGGAAUGUCCAAUAACAGCACCACAAGCAUCUCCCAGGCCAGGAAGGCCGUGGAGCAGCUAAAGAUGGAAGCCUGCAUGGACAGGGUGAAGGUCUCCCAAGCAGCCGCGGACCUCCUGGCGUACUGUGAAGCCCACGUGCGGGAAGACCCUCUCAUCAUACCAGUGCCUGCCUCCGAAAACCCCUUCCGAGAGAAGAAGUUCUUUUGUACCAUCCUCUGACUCUGUUAGGAAACUGUCUCUUUUCUCUGUCUGUAGUGACCUUGCAUGCUCUGAGCUUUAGGGAGCUCCACCCCCACCCCCACCCCCCACUCCACCUGGGUUGCUGGAGCCAAGUUUCCUGGUCCCCCUGGUUUUCUUCACUGAAUUUGAAUUUCACUUCUUUUUUUCAUUUGCACAUUGAUUCCACUGUCAGCAGGAAAACAAGACAUUUUAGUAACCAAAUAGCAAGUGCUGAGUCCCAAGGAAGUAAGGAUCCCAGGGUGUAAAUUUCUAAGCAUCGAUUCCCAAGGUUAAAUGCAUCAAAGUAAUACAUUUCAGUGAAUAACCUAUUCAAACAAAAAAUUGUCCCCAAGAAUUCCCCACUCACAAUGACCCAGUGUCAAGUUAGAACUUUUGGGCCCACUGCAUUAGAUAGGGAAAAAAUUCUCCUCUCCCUUCCUGAGGAAAGCAAUUCUGAAUUCUCUAUAUCCUUUUCUAUCAUCCUUUGAGAAAGGAAAUAAUCCAGUCGUGAAAGAAAGUUUUCUUUUUUUUUUUUUUUUUGAAAGAGAGUGUGUGUGUAUCUUUCUAAGGGCCUGGGACCCAAACCCAAAUGGGAGCCCUAGACUGUAGCAGACUCAAGUGGAAGACUAUAUACAGCAGCCAUUUGUUUACCUGUGUCCACAGGGCCAGCCCAGAGUGCCAUCUUCCCUCUCCCUGUUGUAAACAGCAGAAAAACCAGGUCUUGAGUGCAGGCAGAGUGACCCCAAGAACCCUUCCUGAACCCCUGAGCUCCACUGCCUUUAGGAACACCUCUUUGCAGAGUAGCCCCUCAAACGAACUGAACCCCUUGCUGGGGAGCCCAUUUGCCAUCAUCCCUCUUCCCAUCUUAUCCGGGAAGAGUCACAUGGUCCUGUAUUCUGGCCACUUAAUGAACAGGGAUGACCCCGUGACUCAGUUCUCAGUUUUUCUGUGGCAAGCUUGCACGCCUCCCCUAAAACAGAUACAUGCCAGAGAAUAAAGCAGAGAAUAAACCAUGGGUGCAGAGAGCUCUUUGUCUAAGUUUGUUCUAUUUUGUUUGUUUGGAAACUGCCUCUCUCCCUAGCUCUGACAGUGGCUUGCUGUUUAAUAUAGGGCAAGCCAUUGUGUGCUUGAAAUGUUCUAACCUGCAAAUUGGAGCUAAUGGUAAUUACUCCUGCUUUUCUGUCUGGGAGGAAGCGCAGAGGUGCUACAGAGAUGAAAGCUGUGUUUACCAUUAAAGCAAACAGAUGCACUCAAUGCCAAGCAAAAAGCUAGGGAAAGAUACAUGACUUCAAAGAUACCAUCCAGUUGGAAGAGAUAGUGUAAAAUUGCCUCAGAGGAAGAUGAAUAUAACUUGCAGAUCAAUUAGUGGACUGGCACCCCCUUGUCUUUCUUAGGCCAUUUUUGUUCUUUGCUGCUUUUGUUGAAACUUGUCCUUAGUGUCAAUGUCAGUGGUGUUAGGAAGCUGUGGGUUCCAACUAUAGCAGAUCCGUAUGCUGUGUGUGAUAAUAAGACUUCAAGUCCUUCUCUAUUUUAGUGUGUGACCAAGAUCUCUUUAUUCUGUGGUCUGUGUCAACACCAUUAACCUGAUAAAGCAGAGCACAAUCCAUAAAAGCACACCAGAGGAGCUGAGAAAGUGGGACAGCUCCGAAACUGCUAAAAACAGGUCAAGAAAAAAAAUAUACAUGCUUCUAGUCUUCCAGCAGAUAUUCACCCCUUCAUUUUUUUUUCCUUUUUCAUCAUAUUCUGCCCCUCCUUUGUUAAAAUUCUCUUCUGCUCCUCUUUUUUUUUUUUUACCAUCCCUCCAUGAGAAAAAAAAAAUUUUUUUUUUUGGUCCCAGGGCUGGGUGGUGUGGUGUGCCUGACUGAGCACACAUGCUACAAUGCACAAGGACCCAGGUUUGAGCCCUCAGUCCCCACCUGCAGGAGAAAAGUUUACAAGUGAUGAAGCAGUUCUGUAGGUGUCUCUGUCUCUCUCUUCUGUCUCCCCCUUCCCUCUCAAUUUCUGGCUAUCUCUACCCAAUAAAUAAUGAUAAUUAAAAAGAAAAAAAGGGGGCAUUAUUUUGGUUCCUUUACAACACUU